This is a messenger RNA of Hylaeus volcanicus, 5360 nucleotides long. RefSeq names its product tyrosine-protein kinase transmembrane receptor Ror (gene Ror). Gene Ontology annotation, biological process: positive regulation of kinase activity; multicellular organism development; cell surface receptor protein tyrosine kinase signaling pathway. Bases 114 to 3332 code for a protein of 1072 amino acids. Gene Ontology annotation, molecular function: protein binding; ATP binding; transmembrane receptor protein tyrosine kinase activity. The record is from RefSeq and is a predicted model, not a curated record. The transcript is spliced from 12 exons. NCBI's taxonomy places the organism in Eukaryota, Metazoa, Arthropoda, Insecta, Hymenoptera, Colletidae. Gene Ontology annotation, cellular component: membrane; signaling receptor complex.
UAUUCGUUACAGGUAGAAACGACGAUGUCGAGGACCUGGACCCUGACGUUCAGGAUUACAGCAACGCUGAGGACUAUAACGACGUGUACGACACCACCACCAAUGGAACCGACAUGGUAGUAGCAUCGGGAGCUAAAAGCGGUACGUUGAAGUUCAUACGUACUCUGGCGAACAUUUCAAAAGACGCAGGCGGUGUCGCUCACAUGCGAUGCGAGGUCGUCGGGGAUCCCCCGCCAACCAAGAUCAAGUGGUACAAGAACGAAGCACCACUCGAGGAGAAGCGACCAAAGAUCACCAUUAAAAAGAUUCACGCUCAGGCACACGAAGACGCCGCAAAGAACAUCGCCGGAAGUAGAUUGAAAAUCACCAAUCUGGACGUUUCCGACGUUGGAUUCUACACUUGUCGCGUGACAAACGGCAAGGAUCAGAUACAAAGCGAGGGAACGCUCCGAGUCGACUCGUCCAAGAGCAGACACGCUCCUAUUCAACCAGACCACCUUCUCGAUCAAACAUCGGUCGACGAUAAGUUCUCGCCCGACAUGACCGGCGGCAGUGAUUUCCUCGACGACAUUAGGCCCGGAGAAGGAUUAGACCUCUCAGGAUCUGGAAUGUCGACGCCGCUCAUCUCCCAUCUGGCAUCGACAAAUUCGUUUAGUAUAUUAUCGCCGAGUCCGCAACCGACUAGUUCUCAAUCUAGUACUACCGACGUCCACGCAAUCGGUGGCCUUAGAAACGUCAAUAUGCAGUUAUCUCCUGGAAGAAAAGACAAUCAUGAAGGAAAAUGCGAGGUGUACAUAGGAAAAACAUGUGCACAAUUUCUGGAGAAUCAAUCGGUGUAUAUUCCAUACCCGAUGACGCAAGAAUUACUCGACGACAAAUUGAUGAAAGCCUUCAAUGUGAUACAAUACUCUAACGAAGUCUCGUUAAAUUGCGAAGGUUACGCAAAACCAUCUCUGUGUUACUCCGCGUUUCCGAUAUGCCGCGACCCUGACAGUAUUCUCAAGCUGAAAAACUCGAAAAGUUUGUUUCACCUUCUAAAUAACAACCAAGGCGGUUUAUCCAAGGACGUCGGCGACGGAGAUGAAGCGGAUGACAUCGAGCGAUCGCAUGGUAUCCCGCGAAAACGGAGCCCAACGUUAGGACCUGGUUCCGAUCCGUACAAGGACGGAAAAUCCACAAAAAAACUCCUCAGUCAAAGCUACGGGGACGUGCAGUCCUCUACCCGAAACGAGAUUAAUCGUAAACUACGAAGGAUUUGUCGAGAGGAGUGCGAAAUGUUAGAGAACGAUCUAUGUAGAAAAGAAUAUGCAAUCGCUAAAAGACAUCCACUGAUUGGACAUGAAGUGCCUUUAAUUAAUUGUCGUGACUUACCAAUGGAAAACACUCCUGAGGCUCGUGAUUGUUUAAGUCUCGGAAUUUCCACGGAAAACAACGUCCAGGAAAACGAUUAUUGUUAUUGGGGAAGCGGAAAGUCAUAUCGAGGUAUCGUGAAGACGAGUAUCAGCGGAAGACCGUGUUUGCAAUGGGUGGCUGACUUCAAUCUUCCGAUCUCUGAUUAUCCCGAAUUGGCUGGCCAACAUUCGUAUUGUCGCAAUCCGGGUAAUUCCGAGUCGCAACCGUGGUGUUACGUUGACGUCAACCAUAUGAUGCAGAAGGAAUUUUGUGAUAUACCUAAAUGCGUUGAAAACUUAUGGAUCUAUGCAGUCGUUGGUUUUGUGCUAACAGGAGGAUUUGUUGUCAUAUUGAUUUGUUAUUGCUGCUGCUAUAGAAGCAGAAAGUCUACGAGGCAAAUGAAUCAUUUACCAUCGAACAAAAUGUUGACGGGUAUACAGUGCGACAAGAAUAUAUACGAUGGAAGACGAAACACGACACAGCCUAUGGAAAUGAGUUCUCUUUUAACUGGCCCUGGUAACACAACCCCCGGAACCGGAACGUUGAGCAGCGGAAGCAGUAGAACGUCCAAUAACAGAGUGCCACAAUUCACCACUAAUAACGUCGUGCUUCUACAAGAACUCGGCGAAGGAGCUUUCGGAAAAGUGUACAAAGGCGAGUUACAGACUGGCAAUAAAUGCGAGCCACCGAUUUACGUAGCGGUGAAGACAUUAAAAGAGAACGCGAGUCCAAAAACUCAGAGCGACUUCAAACGAGAAGUGGAUCUCAUGACGGACCUCAGGCAUCCAAACAUUAUUUGCUUACUCGGCGUGAUAUUGAAAGGGGAGCCUAUGUGCAUGUUAUUCGAGUACAUGACCCAAGGGGAUCUACACGAAUUUCUCAUUUGCCACUCGCCAAGGUCCGAUGUUCCGUUAAACAAUGGAAGUGGCAAGAUUUUAGAGCAACCAGAAUUUCUGCACAUCGCUUUACAGAUCGCGUCCGGCAUGGAAUAUCUAGCGAACCACCAUUACGUCCACCGAGACUUAGCCGCGAGGAAUUGCUUAGUCGGAGACAAUUUAACGGUAAAAAUCUCCGAUUUCGGGUUAUCGAGAGACAUAUACAGUAGCGACUACUACAGAGUCCAAUCUAAGAGUCUAUUACCUGUUCGAUGGAUGCCUCCAGAGUCAAUUGUUUACGGGAAAUUUACGACGGAGUCGGAUGUAUGGAGUUUCGGUGUUGUGUUAUGGGAAAUUUAUAGUUAUGGCUUACAGCCAUAUUACGGUUACAAUAAUCAAGAAGUAAUAGACAUGAUUCGGUCGCGUCAGUUGCUACCUUGUCCCGAAGACUGUCCCACCAUGAUCUACAGUCUGAUGAUAGAGUGCUGGCACGAGGUCGCGAAUCGCAGACCACAGUUUCCAGAGAUUCACCAUCGUUUGCACAAUUGGUACAUAAACCAAACCUAUCUGAGCGAUUUCUGCAACGAGUCCAUAACUAGCUACUCUGGAAGCAGUCACAAGAGCACGAAUAAAACCAAUUCCACUCAGUUGUCGGCGCCGAUAUACAAGUGCGAUCAGAAGGACGUAGGGAAUUUCAAGGUUAACGCGGUGGAGCAAAGUUUCUGUAACACGAACGAUCACAGCAAUGGAUUGAAAAUGCUGCCGACCUACCAGAACGCUAACCCGAUCGAACAGAGGACGAAUUGUGUUUACAGUGAACACAGUACACCCAUCAAGACACCGAUUUAUCCCAACCAGACGAACAUUAAUUUGAACGACUACGACGACAAACAGUGCUGCUCGCCUAAGCUGAGCGGGGCAAAAAAAGUUUUGCCUCCUACGACGCAGUCGGUGGGCAAAAUAAACACGCUGAACGGUACCAGACCAAUGCAGAACGGCGCACAACUAGUCGUCAGGUUACCGGACCCCAGCAAAGUUACAACCGAGACCAGGGUAUCGAAGUAACAACCAUCACGCGGUGAACUCACGACGAAUUUCUAUGUUUCUAUAUGUUUACUGUAAUUGCUGUACAAGGUAUGUAUGGAUAUGGUCCGUUUCUAGGUACAAUUUAAAUCUUCGAAGCUUCGAGUAACGUUCGUUGAAUAGAUUAGGUGCGACCUUCGAUACCGAAUCACUGCCAUAUUUCCGCAUUUCUAUUUAUUUCUUAACCGAGCUACGCAUAAUAUUUUCUACCGGCAAUAACACACUUCGAACGAUGUACAAGCAUUAACGUUUUAUACAUAUAAUACGAGCGACUAUACAUACGUAUAAAUAUAGAUAUAUACAGUGUAGACUGUAGGCUGUACUAUUAACGUUUCCCGUAUUUUUUUAACGUUACUUCUCCAAUUGUAUUUGAAAGUAUUAGGUAUCGUGUUAAUAUGUGUUUAAGCAUAUUCGACAGCACUGGAUAAAUUACGCGUUAAUUUUACGUAAGUACAUGAGUGGCUAUUAAUUCGUAUAUAUUACAUCGCCGUAACAAUAAUAUCGCCGGAUAGCAUUUGACGGAACAAAAUUGUAAAUCAGAUAACGCAACGUUUUUUUUUUUUAUCUGAUAUUUAUUUAUAUUUUUGCACUAACGAAAACCGCGAAUUUUUAACCGAAGUAUCGUUACUCGAAUGUAAUAUACACGUGAUAUCGGCUGUAUUUGUAAUAUUGUGUGCUUACCAGACUGAUAAUAAGUAAUUUUAGUCUUAAACAAUUUGCACAAUAAGAGAUUACCCUCUAUCUAACGAUAAAUUGUUCCCUGCGAAAAGAACAAUUUAAAGCGCGAUCUCAUUGGAAUUCGAUAAACAAUUCUUCCUUGGCCCGCGAUUGUACGCGAACCGCCAUGUUCGAUUCGUUUACGAAGAGGAAAGCAAUUAAAAUCAUAUCGUAUACCAAAAACUGAAUAGCAAUAAUUGUGUUCGCACCAGCAAAAGCAAUUUCAUUCGUAAAUUAAGCGUUACAACUUUUACACUAUCGUCACAUUAUCAUUUUUAUAUCUCACACGUGGGGGUUUUCAUAUCUUAUACGACAAACUGAUGAGAUCACGUACUAUGUUGCUAAUUUAUGGAAGAAUAAUCAUAAAGCGAUUGUGACAAUUAAUACUACGAACAUAACAUUUUAAAAAUGCUCUUACGAUCGUUAGAAGAGAAAGCGAUCUAUGGUCGCGGUGAAUCACGAUUCGACUAGCAUAAUGAACUAACGAUGGACAACCGUGGAGGUUCAACGAUGUUCGAGAAGAAUGUUGUCGAUGAUAUUGAUGUGUAAAUUAUACAGGAUCACUUAUCAUUCGUGUAUAGAGCGUAGAGCAUGCGACCAGCGUUAUUGCACUCGAAUUGUUCAAAGCUAGUACAACAUCCGAAUGAUAGCCGACAGGGUGUGAACAGGAAAUAAUCGAUAACGUUUGGCCUCGAACGAUAGCAUGAAAAUAAUAAUAUCGCGUGUAAGCUAGGUAACAAGAGCCUAGAGAGUGAGAGAGUUUGAAUAAAACUGUAUUAUACUUUUUAUAAUUUUCUAUUAAAAGAAAAUCAGCGAGACGUCUCGUCGACUGCAAGGAAUAGCGUCGACGGAUGUGUCGUUCCCCCAGAAUCGAUGUAAACCAAGAUUCGCGGAGGCGAUUAGAAUAAUCUAUCGAUUAAGUUCAAACGAGACUUUUUGAAAAUGACGAGCCUCCGACUCGGUGUUUGUAUUAUUACUUGUAUCGCAACGCUCCUGUGGCCGUAUCGAAGGCUCGUCAUCGGUUAGACUUAAGUUAACUUAUGUCAACUAUGUCGACGAAGGAUCAUAAACUUAAGACCUUUAUAUAUACAGUCAAGUAUGAUAUAUACGAUCCAUGUUUUUUGUAUGAAAUUUUUUUCAGUAUUUCUUCCCUGUAAUCCUUCAUCAUAAUUCAGCGACUCAUCUUAGAGUAGACUUGUAUAACAAUAAUCCUAUUAUUAUGCAAAAGUUAUAGUCCUCUUCGACCAAAGAACCGAUAACACAAGAGAUAAAGAAGAAAUACGAACGUUGGUU